AUGGCAGGGGCUUGUCUACUUUUUAGUAGACUCUUCUAUUUUAUACAGUCGUCUAUACAUUUUAAUAAAAUCGGAUCGGUUCGGAAAACUUGCCAGAGUCACCUUCAAACGGAUCAGCUUCUAAUCGAGGAGAAGCCCCUUCAUGUUCCGCCCCUCUCGGAGAUUCAAAAAGUGCUACAGGGUGCUUUGUGUGAAAAUUUCAAGACUGUAAAAGUUAAAGUGUGUCCUUGUCCUGAUUUGAAGGCCAAGCCAUUCUGUUUGGUGGAGAGUGGAUUGUGCGGAAAUGGCACCCUCCUGGAGGUGGGUAGUCCCAGCUACUUACGCCCUCUGGUUCAAAGGGACAAGCUGUACAACAUUCCUGAGAUCAUCAGGAGAGUUCAAGGACCCGGAAGGAUCUUUGCAGUGGGAGCAGGUGCCGGUCCCUGGCCCAUUCGAAACUCCAACUGUGAAGGAAUCUUCAACUUGUCGGUGGACAAGGACGACCAGCUGACCAAUGGAAGUUACACGGCAACAGUUAGAGGCGAAAGUGAGGAAUGUGUCCAGGAAAAGCUCCCAGAUACAGAGCCUCGAUGUGCCUUGCUCCUGAAUCUAUUUCUCAGUCAAGGACUACCCGGCGAAGUCAUAGGAAUUCUUGUCAAGCAGCGGAUCUGCGAGAAAAACUUUGUGGAUUGCAUUCGGAAGGGUCUGCUGGAGCAUUAUUGCGAUAGAGUAGUGGGUCUGGGAGGGAUCUUCGUUAUCAAAAGAGGCUGUGUCCACCAGCAUGUAAUGCGGGACUUUAGCAAAACCCCACUUGAAUCCGAGGAGGACGUUAACAAAUGGCUCAAGUUCUACGAGAUGCCGGCUCAGUUGAAUUGUCUAGGAACUUUGGUCACCAAGGAUCUCGAUCUAGACUUGCGCUUGGAACACUUCCAUUCCUUCUCCUUUUCCAACUGGGGAGGUCACUACCAUUACGAUACUACCCCAGACAGUGUGGAAUACGAGGCAUAUCUGAACGUGGCGGAGAGGGUUCUAAGAGUCGAUAGGCCCGUGAAAGUGUGACACAAAUACUUGGCAUGUUACCAAAAC
This is a messenger RNA of Drosophila ananassae, 1065 nucleotides long. RefSeq names its product ester hydrolase C11orf54 homolog. Lineage: Eukaryota; Metazoa; Arthropoda; Insecta; Diptera; Drosophilidae. Gene Ontology annotation, molecular function: hydrolase activity, acting on ester bonds; zinc ion binding. Gene Ontology annotation, cellular component: nucleus. The coding region runs from base 1 to 1038 and encodes 345 amino acids. The transcript has 2 exons. The record is from RefSeq and is a predicted model, not a curated record.